Entrophospora sp. SA101 is the source of this 276-nucleotide messenger RNA. Lineage: Eukaryota; Fungi; Glomeromycota; Glomeromycetes; Entrophosporales; Entrophosporaceae. The record is from the annotation of a GenBank genome assembly.
AUGGUUACUUUAGAAAAUAUAAAUAUUUUUAUUUUUGCAAUUGGUUCAGGAUGGAAUGCAAAUUGGGAUGGUGUUGGUGAAGGAUUUUGUUCAUCUUUCACAUCAAGAUUCAAAUCAGAAUCAUGUCAUUUUGUGCAAAAGAUAAUUAAAAACAAUUGCAUAAUUGAGAUCUAUAAAGGUAAUGAAUGUAUAGCAAAUUUUAAUGGAGCAACCCCAACAGAGGUUUGGAAAAAGACUGGAGUUUUAAAAAAAUACAAAGAAUCAAUUCAUUCAUGA